Brassica rapa (field mustard) is the source of this 1828-nucleotide messenger RNA. Its product is annotated as protein DA1-related 6. Gene Ontology annotation, molecular function: ubiquitin binding. Lineage: Eukaryota; Viridiplantae; Streptophyta; Magnoliopsida; Brassicales; Brassicaceae. The record is from RefSeq and is a predicted model, not a curated record.
AGGACUCUGGUACCAUCCUUUACUAGCCAUAUUGACGCUAGAACGGGGAAGAAGAUAGAUGGGGUGCUUCUGCUUCAAACCCUCCACCUCUGAGGAUCCUUUUGAAGCUGAAACUGAUAUCGUCAAACAAGUGUCAUCGAAUGAUGCUCACGUUCAAGAAGAUGAACAGCUUGCUUUGGCCAUUCAAAAAUCUAAAGAAGACGAAGAGGAAAGAAGGCCCACCAGGGACUUAGAAGAGCAUGCACAUGAGAGAGGAGAAAGGCAAAAUAAUUAUGACAACUCUUCUUCUUUGAAAGACAAAAAAGAAGGACAGACUUCUGAGGAGAGUGUAAAGGAGAAAGACAAAAGAAAGCAGUUUGAAGAAGAAGUGAAGUAGGAUGAACAACUUGCUGUGAGUCCUCCUCCUCCUCCUCCUCCUCCUCCACUUGAAGAACAUGACAACAUUUCCUCUGAAGCUCGCUUGGAUGAGAAUGAGGAGCAGCGGAUUAUCUGGGAGAGUUUGAAGGAUAAAGGUCAAACAAAGCCAUCUGAAGAUGAGGUCAUUCCUCCUCGUAGCAAGUGUGGUGGUUGCCACUCUGAGAUUGAACAAGGAGGAUCAGUGGAUGUCUUUGGUGUUCCUUGGCAUCCUGAAUGUUUCUCUUGUGGUGCUUGCCGUAACCCAAUUGCUGUCCACGAGGUUCAAAACCAUGUCUCAAACUCAAGAGGCAAGUUCCACAAAAACUGCUAUAACCGGUACUGCUAUGUCUGCCAAGAGAAAGUUAAGAUUAGAGAGUACAAUAGCCAUCCUUUCUGGAAGGAGAUAUACUGCCCUGCUCACGAAACUGAUGGAACUCCCAAGUGUUGCAGCUGCGAGAGGCUAGAGCCUAGAGAAACGGAGUUCGUAAUGCUAGAUGAUGGAAGGUGGCUAUGUCUAGAAUGUAUGGACUCAGCGGUUAUGGAUACUGACGAAGUCCAGCCUCUUCACUUUGAAAUCCGUGACUUCUUCCAUGGCUUGUUCUUGCCAGUUGAGAAAGAGUUUUCUCUUCUUUUGGUGGAGAAACAAGCCCUGAAUAAAGCUGAGGAGGAAGAGAAGAUUGACAACCAGCAUGGUGUGGUAACCAGAGGUAUUUGCUUGUCUGAAGAGCAGAUUGUCACAAAUGUGUCAAAAGGGCCAAAGAUGGGGGAGAACAAGCAGCUAACAGGAAAGACCACGGAAUCUCAAAGGGUUGUGAGUGGAUGCCCGGUCACUGCAAUUCUCAUCUUAUAUGGACUUCCUAGGUUACUAACAGGAUCUAUCAUGGCUCACGAGAUGAUGCAUGCUUAUCUUAGACUCAAUGGACAUAAUAAUUUGAACAAGGUUCUGGAAGAAGGAAUAUGCCAAGUGCUAGGGCACAUGUGGUUGGAGACUCAGAGAUACGCCCCUAUUGAUGUUGCUGCAGCUUCUUCUUCUUCUUCGUCAAAUGCGGCAAAGAAAGGGGAGUGGUCUGAACUCGAGAAGAAGCUGGUGGAUUUUUACAAGUAUGAGAUAGAAACAGAUGAGUCAGCUGUCUAUGGUGAAGGGUUUAGGAAAGUUAACUAUAUGGUUACAAACUCCAGCCUCCAGGAAACCCUCAAAGAGAUUCUUCCCCGCCGGGGUUGAAGAAGAUGAUGAAGAAGAAGAUCAUCUCUGAUUCAAAAGUUUUGAAUCAGCUCAUGUACGUACGAAACAUACCAUAUGUAUAUGCACGAUCUCAGAUUCAUUGAGCUUGCUUUUGUGUAAACAGUCUUUUCUUCUUGGUUUUCCGGUAAAGUUGGAACAUUUCUGAUGGACCAUUUGUUUGUCCACUGUGGAAUAUUUGUUCUGCAGAUA